Messenger RNA from Mirounga angustirostris (Northern elephant seal), 774 nucleotides. RefSeq names its product shisa like 2B (gene SHISAL2B). The coding region runs from base 144 to 710 and encodes 188 amino acids. The transcript has 3 exons. NCBI's taxonomy places the organism in Eukaryota, Metazoa, Chordata, Mammalia, Carnivora, Phocidae. The record is from RefSeq and is a predicted model, not a curated record.
GGGGAGGAGAGAGCGCGGAGGAGGCGCGCGAAGGCUGAACUCCCAGGCUGUCCGACCGAAAGCCCGGGCCGUGGGGGGCGCGGGCGCGGGCGGUCCGAGCGCAGGUCCGGGGGCAAGCGUGCCCCUGUCCGCAGCCGCCCGCGAUGAGCGAGGCGAGCCGGGUGUGCUCGGGCUACUACAGCCUCAACCACAGCUUCGUGGAGCCCUUCGAGUGCCCCCGGAGCGGCGAGGGGGCCGCCCUGCUCUACUGCUGCGGCUUCGCCGACCUCAAGUACUGCUGCAGCGAGCCGGGCAGCUACUUCCCCUACAAGCACAGCUAUAUGUGGAGCCUCAGCAUCGGUGCCCUGGUUGGACUGGGAACUGCUGCCCUUGUUCUGCUUGCCUUUGUCGUCAGCGUCUGUGUCCUCUGCUACUUAUUUCUGUCUACAAAGCCUCGAAAGUUAGACACUGGCCUUAAACUUCAGCACCUCGAGGCUUCUUCCACUCACGAAGGUAAUCCGCAUCCAUUAUUUGCAGCCAACUUCCUGCACUCUGUUCAAGAGAAUCACCUGUCCCUGGGUGACACACCAUCCGGCAACCCAAACAGGAAAACCAAAGCCCCCAAUUCAAACGCAGCAUCAAAUUCAACAAUUGAAACAUCCGAUGAAGCUGAUGAUACAAUUCAAGAUCCAAAAAUGGAUACAACACAAAUCAAAACUGUAUAUUAUUAAAAAGCCUGUGUUGCAAAAGCUCACUGGAGAGAUGGAGCAAUACAAAUAAAGAAUGCAUGUCAAA